AUGCCGUGGCCACCUCUUCAAGAACGUCUGUUCAAUCUCAUCGAACCUGGAUUCUUAUUAUAUGCCAGUGCCCUGUCCUUCAUCACGACUGCCUUUCAGUUCUAUAUUCUCCAGUUCAACCUGCCCUCGUCUUCCAAUCUCAAGAAAGUGCGCGACGACGCUUUCUCAAAGUUCUGGACAAAAGCUACUGCACCCGCCGACCCGCCUCUCCCUCCUAAGGGCUCUGCCCUCCUAGUUCCACCCCUGUUGUCCCGUGCUCAUGGGGUGGUUCUGGACAUUGGGCCCGGAUCAGGGUCUUACGUGUCGUUGUUCUCCGACAACCCCAAUAUUAGCGCCAUAUACGGUGCUGAGCCAACGACCGGUCUUCACGCCCCCCUGCAGCUUCGGAUUAACGAAGCCAAACUUACUGGCAAAUACCAUAUCCUCGGCAGUACUGCUGAUAAGGCAGAGUUGCUGGCCGCUCUAGCCAAGGAAGGUGUCAAACCAUCCCCCAAUGGCAUCUUCGACACCAUCGUAUGUGUCAGAGUCCUUUGCUCGGUACCCAACCUAGAACAAACUGCCAACGAACUGUAUUCCCUCUUGCGACCGGGUGGAGAAUUGAUGAUCGUCGAGCACUUCCGUAAUCCGUGGACCAAAAACGGCAGCAUUCUGGGCCGCCUGAUGCAACUCGUCUACCACCUGCUCGGCUGGCAAUUUUUCCUGGCUGGCUGCAAUAUGGACCGCGACACGCCUGCCGUGUUGAGGAAAGCGGCUCCUUGGGAAGCCGUCGAGUUGAAGACGAACUUUGAAUGGAGUGCAUUGCCCUAUGUCGCGGGGACAUUGACGAAAAAACGUUAG
Messenger RNA from Fonsecaea nubica, 837 nucleotides. RefSeq lists its product as hypothetical. The transcript has 3 exons. NCBI's taxonomy places the organism in Eukaryota, Fungi, Ascomycota, Eurotiomycetes, Chaetothyriales, Herpotrichiellaceae. Bases 1 to 837 code for a protein of 278 amino acids. The record is from RefSeq and is a predicted model, not a curated record.